Aspergillus alliaceus is the source of this 780-nucleotide messenger RNA. Its product is annotated as peroxidase family protein. Lineage: Eukaryota; Fungi; Ascomycota; Eurotiomycetes; Eurotiales; Aspergillaceae. The record is from RefSeq and is a predicted model, not a curated record. Gene Ontology annotation, molecular function: peroxidase activity. The transcript is spliced from 5 exons. The coding region runs from base 1 to 780 and encodes 259 amino acids.
AUGAAAUUCUCCUUUAUUUCAACUGCUUUAGUUUUCACCUUAGCCUCCGCUAACCCUCACUAUGGGCAAUGGAAGCCCGCAGGGCCAAAAGACUUUCGAGGCCCUUGCCCCAUGAUGAACACUCUCGCAAACCAUGGAUUUCUCCCUCAUGAUGGCAGAAACCUUACACGGCACAAUGUCGUUAAGGGACUAUCAGCAGCUCUGAACUUUAACGCCUCGCUUGCGAGUCUGAUGUUUGACAUGGCUAUCAUUGUUAAUCCAGAGCCUAAUGCUACAUUCUUCACCCUCGACCAACUCAACAAACACAAUCUCUUAGAACACGAUGCGAGCUUGAGCCGCACCGACGCCUACUUCGGAAACAACUAUGUCUUCAACGAUACAAUCUUCGAAGAAACAAAGAAAUACUGGACCGGUCCUAUCCUGGACGCCAAUAUGUUAGCCAACAGCAAGGUAGCACGCCAGAUUGAAUCCAAAGCAUUCAACCCUACGUAUACAUUCACUUCAACGAUGGAACAGUUUAGUCUCGGGGAGGUGGCGGCUCCUAUCAUUGCGUUCGGCGACAUGCAACACGGAAAGGUGAAUAGAAGUCUUGUGGAGUACUUUUUCAAAAACGAACGCUUCCCGACGGAGCUGGGAUGGAAGAGACGGGAGAAAAUUGUGGGCCAGUCGGAUAUUAUGGGGGUGACGCAGAUGAUUGCGAAUGCUACUAAUCUUAUCACGCCUGCUAAUAGGGCUCGGGCUGAGAGUCGGCGAGACUUGCAUUCUGGUCUUGGGAUUUAG